This is a messenger RNA of Auxenochlorella protothecoides, 264 nucleotides long. RefSeq lists its product as hypothetical. The coding region runs from base 1 to 264 and encodes 87 amino acids. NCBI's taxonomy places the organism in Eukaryota, Viridiplantae, Chlorophyta, Trebouxiophyceae, Chlorellales, Chlorellaceae. The transcript has 4 exons. The record is from RefSeq and is a predicted model, not a curated record.
AUGGCGUGGAGCGUCCUAUGUGACUACCAACCUCGAUUCGACAUCCUGAAGAAGGUUGUGCGCGCAGCCUUCCCCAAGCUCCCAGUAUUUGCGGACACUGAGGAUCACAGACCGGGCUCCUUUGAGGUCAUCCUGCACCACAAGGACGAGGAGUUUGAAAUCUGGUCCAAGCUGUUGACAGGGGAGCCUGCCGACGAGAUGGCAGCGCACAGCGUCGCGGAGUUGGUGGUGGAUGAGAUACGGCGGGCCAAACUGUGCCUGUGA